GGAAGGAGAAAAAAAAAAAACGUCGAGGCCAUCGGUCGACGGUCGGCAUACUCUCCUUCUCCGUCACCAUUUUCUGCUCCGCCUUUUCCGGUAACCCUAAUCCUUUCGCGAUGCUUGGCCUUUGCUUUAUCCAUUUCUUCAUCAUUCUUUCCGCAGUGGAUCCUCGCGAAUAUUUUAUCUGAUAUCUCCAUUGCCAUUGUCGGGAACUCGUCGUCUCUAGCUUUCCGAUCGUCUCGAUUGCGUAUGUGUCUCAGGGAUUGCACGUGGCCGUGUCAACUGAAUUGCGGAUGCUAAAUGCUUCUUGUUGUUUCCAAUUCGGGCGUUAUUAAUUUCCCGGUAGAGUUGGUCGGUUGUGUCCGGUAGGGUAUGGCUCAGCAGUCUUCCCGGCUCAAUCGGUUGCUUACCCUAUUAGACACUGGUUCGAGUCAAGCAACGAGAUUCACUGCCGCGAAGCAGAUUGGGGAUAUAGCAAAAUCCCAUCCUCAGGAGUUGAGCUCUCUUCUGAAGAAGGUUUCUCCAUUUUUGCGGAGUAAAAACUGGGAUACAAGAGUUGCUGCUGCUCAUGCAAUUGGCGCUAUUGUGGAAAAUGUUAAACAUACAUCUCUGCCCGAGGUUUUUGAUUGCGUUCAGAAGAAGCUGUAUGAUGAUGGGAGUUCAGGUGUUGCUGAAGAUUUAGUGACAAGACCUAAUUUCCAGUCUCAGAUUAUAUCCUAUGGCUCUUUCAGAAGUUUUGAAGUCAAUAAGGUGCUGGAGUUUGGUGCUUUGUUGGCGUCCGGGGGACAGGAGUAUGACAUUGCUACUGAUAAUUCCAAGAACCCAAAGGACCGUUUGGCUCGUUUGGAUGUUUGUGAACAGUUUAUGGAUGUCAAUGACAUGAUUAAAGAUGAAGAUCUCGUCCUCCAUAGAAUACCCUCUCAAGGGAACGGAUUGGAACAUAGCGUUUACAUGCCUCCAGCUGUGCAUAAUAUACAGAAGCUUGUCAGAACUAUGGUUCCUAGUGUGGUAUCAAGGAGGCCAAGUGCGAGAGAGCUGAAUCUCCUGAAAAGGAAAGCAAAGAUAAAUUCGAAAGACCAGGCCAAAGGUUGGUCUGAAGAUGCUAAUUCAGAUGCCUCCUUAUCCAUAAGUACUACUCCUAAAGGCUCAAACACAGAUCCUUUGGUUGCUCUUAGCAAGAUAGAUUCUGACGAAGAUGGAUUUGAGCGUGAUAGGGAUGGGAGGUGGCCUUUUCAUGGCUUUGUUGAACAACUAAUCCUUGACAUGUUUGACCCUGUUUGGGAGGUUCGCCAUGGUUCUGUCAUGGCCUUGAGAGAGAUGUUAUCACAUCAUGGUGGUUCAGCCGGAGUGCUUAUGCCUGCAUUGAGUGUUGAUUGUCACUUUGAUGAGUUGAAGGACAUUGAUUACCCGAUUGCAGUAAAAAGAGAGAGAGAAAUUGAUUUGAAUAUGCAAGUUCCAGCAGAUGAUACACAACCGCUUAGUAAAAAGCCAAAGGCUGAGAACGUGUCAUCUCUAUCAAUGGAUACUUUGAUCUCUUCUGGGUAUCAUGGUGACUUUGACAUCAGUGUGAAGGUGGAAGAUAAUGCACGGGAUUUGUCUGAAGGGCAGGUUAGUGGUGAAGUUCAUGUUGAUCCUCUAACAGUGAAGGUCGAACCCUAUCCUUAUUGCCCUACUUCGUCUGGAGAAGUUGUUACUAUGGUGGACACAAAGGAUGAUCCAGAAAAUGAGCAUUGUGUUGCCAAGUCAGAAAUACUGGACAACAUUUCAGGAAGCAAUGAGCUUAUGAAUUUAGUUAAAUUGGCUCGGUAUUCUUGGGUGAAAAAUAGUGAGUUCCUUCAGGAUUGUGCAAUUCGGUUCUUAUGCGUUCUGUCCCUAGACCGAUUCGGAGAUUAUGUAUCUGAUCAGGUUGUUGCUCCUGUACGUGAAACUUGUGCCCAAGCUUUAGGUGCAACCUUCAAGUACAUGGACCGCUCUUUAGUACAUGAAACUUUGUAUAUCUUGCUCCAGAUGCAGCGUAGACCAGAAUGGGAAAUUCGUCAUGGAAGUCUUUUGGGUAUCAAAUAUUUAGUUGCAGUUAGACAGGAUCUGCUGCCUGAUUUGCUUGGCCACAUUCUACCUGCGUGUAAAGCAGGCUUGGAGGACCCUGACGAUGAUGUACGAGCAGUUGCGGCAGAUGCUUUAAUACCUGCUGCUGGUGCUGUUGUCAAGAGUCAGGCAUUACAUUCCAUAGUUAUGCUGCUCUGGGAUAUAUUACUUGAUUUAGACGAUCUAAGUCCAUCCACCAGCAGUGUGAUGAAUCUUUUGGCCGAAAUCUAUUCCCAGGAAGAGAUGAUACCCAAGAUGAUAUCAAAACCAAAAGAAGAGCUGGAUCUAAAUGAAGUCGUACACAUUGAUGAUAUUGGAGAGAAAAGUUAUUUGGAUGAAAACCCAUACAUGUUAUCCACACUGGCUCCUCGUUUGUGGCCAUUCAUGAGGCAUAGUAUCACAUCAGUCAGAUACUCAGCUAUUCGAACUUUGGAGCAACUGCUUGAAGCUGGUCAUAAACGGAGUGUCUCUGAUCCAUCUGGUUCUUCAUUUUGGCCUUCUUUCAUUUUGGGGGAUACUCUUCGGAUUGUUUUCCAGAAUCUGUUGCUAGAAUCAAAUGAGCGAAUUUUGCAUUGCUCAGAGAGGGUCUGGAGGCUCCUUGUUCAGUGCCCAGUUGAGGACUUGGAAAGUGUUGCAAAUGCUUACAUCUCUUCCUGGAUUGAACUUUCGACCACUCCGUUUGGUUCACCAUUGGAUUCAUCGAAGAUGUUUUGGCCUAUGGCAUUGCCUCGGAAGUCCCAUUUCAAAGCAGCAGCUAAGAUGAGAGCUGCUGGGGUUGAACAUGGGUCUUGUAGAACCCUUGGCUUGGGUUCUGCAAAUGAGCCUAUUCCAGCCCAGGAGAGAAAUGGAGAUGCUUCUGCUAGCAUGAUCAAGAUAAUUGUUGGUGGUGAUGUGGAUAUUUCUGUGACUAACACUCGAGUAAUAACAGCAUCUGCAUUGGGAAUCUUUGCUUCUAAGUUACGUGAAAGCUCUGCACAGUGUGUGAUAGAGCCCCUCUGGGCUGCCCUUUCUUCCUUAUCUGGUGUUCAGCGUCAGGUUGCGGCCUUGGUUCUGAUAUCAUGGUUUAAAGAGAUGCAAGGCAAUGACCUUCCCAAGACCCAGGAAGUCAUGUCAGCUUUUCCCACGAACAUUAAGAACUGGUUGCUAGAUUUGUUAUCCUGUCACGACCCGGCAUUUCCUACGAAGGAUUCUAUAUUUCCUUAUUCUGAGCUAUUACGAACAUAUUCAAAGAUGCGCAAUGAAGUCGGUCAGUUGGUACAUGUUAUGGAAUCAUUUGGCAUGUUACAUGAUGUAGCUUUGGCUGUUCGAGAGCGUGUUGGGAGUUUGAGUCCUGACGAGGCAAUUAAUUUUGCAUCCAAGAUACCACCAGUUGGCACUGGAGAUAUUGGAAAUGAACACUUGCAACAGAACAAUGUAGAUAUUGAAUCAACAAAACAGCGGCUUUUGACAACGUCAGGCUAUUUAAAAUGUGUUCAGGGUAAUCUACACGUUACUGUCUCUGCACUAGUGUCUGCUGCAGUUGUCUGGAUGUCUGAGCUUCCAGAACGACUCACUCCGAUAAUUCUUCCUCUUAUGGCCUCAAUUAAAAGAGAGCAGGAGGAGAUACUGCAGGAGAAGUCUGCUGAUGCACUUGCAGAGCUAAUCUCUCAUUGCAUUUCACGUAAACGUAGCACAAAUGAUAAGUUAAUCAAGAACAUUUGUAGUUUGACAUGCAUGGAUCCUUGUGAGACACCCCAAGCCAGAGUUAUUGGCUGUAUGGAGAUCAUUGAUGAUCAAGACUUCCUCACAUUUGGGAACAGUGGAGGAAAACAGAAGUCAAGGGUCCAUAUGUUCACUGGUGGAGAAGACAGAUCCAAAGUUGAAGGCUUUAUCAGCAGAAGAGGUUCUGAACUUGCAUUGAAAUAUUUGUGCAAGAAGUUUGGUGCUUCAUUAUUUGAUAAGCUUCCCAAAAUAUGGGAUUGUCUCACUGAAGUGUUGAUUCCUGGAGACGCUGGGCAUGAAAGUCAAAUACCUGAGUCUAGUGCAGAUCCUCAAGUCUUGAUCAAUAAUAUACAGGUCGUACGGUCUAUUUCUUCACUGCUGGAUGAUGGGCUGAAAUCUAAGCUACUCACACUGCUCCCUUGCAUUUUUCAAUGCAUUCGUCAUUCUCAUGUUGCAGUUAGAUUAGCUUCCUCUAGGUGCAUCACUGUAAUGGCCAAAUCCAUGACCACUGAUAUCAUGAAUGCUGUCAUUGAGAAUGCUGUUCCAAUGUUGGGGGAUAUGACAUCUGUACAUUCUAGACAAGGCGCAGGAAUGCUUAUCAGUACGCUCGUGCAGGGACUAAAUGUGGAGCUUGUUCCAUAUGCUCCAUUAUUAGUUGUUCCUCUUCUAAGGUGCAUGAGUGAUUGUGAUCAAUCGGUCAGACAAAGUGUGACGCGUAGUUUUGCUGCUCUCGUCCCACUUCUUCCUCUUGCACGAGGUGCUCCACCUCCGAGUGGAUUAGGUGAAGGAUUUCCCCAAAAUGGAGAAGAUGCACAGUUUCUGGAGCAGCUGCUUGACAAUUCCCAUAUAGAGGAUUACAAACUCAGCACUGAAUUGAAAGUAUCUUUAAGGAGGUAUCAACAGGAAGGCAUUAACUGGUUAGCUUUCUUGAAGCGUUUCAAGCUUCACGGUAUCCUAUGUGAUGAUAUGGGGCUAGGGAAAACAUUACAAGCAUCAGCCAUUGUUGCAUCUGAUAUAGCCGAGAGGCGUAGGACUGACAAUGGCAAGGCUAUCCAACCUUCUUUGAUUGUUUGCCCAUCAACGCUUGUGGGCCACUGGGCCUUUGAAAUAGAGAAGUAUAUUGAUGUUUCUCUGGUAAGCACCUUACAGUAUGCUGGUUCUGCUCAAGAACGGAUGUCUCUUAGGGAACUCUUUGAUAAGCACAAUGUUGUUAUAACUUCAUAUGAUGUCAUCCGCAAGGACAUUGAGUACCUUGGGCAGUUUCUUUGGAAUUAUUGUAUUUUAGACGAAGGACAUAUAAUCAAGAAUGCCAAAUCCAAAAUUACAGCCUCGAUAAAGCAACUUAAAGCCCAACACCGCCUAAUACUCAGCGGGACUCCAAUCCAGAACAACAUUAUGGAUCUAUGGUCACUGUUUGACUUUCUGAUGCCUGGCUUUCUUGGAACGGAGAGACAAUUUCAAGCUACAUAUGGGAAACCGUUAUUGGCUGCUAGAGAUGCGAAAUGUUCUGCCAAGGAUGCUGAAGCUGGAGCACUUGCUAUGGAAGCCUUACACAAGCAGGUGAUGCCGUUUCUUCUCCGGCGAACAAAAGAUGAAGUUCUAUCUGACCUGCCUGAGAAAAUUAUUCAAGAUAGAUACUGCGACCUUACCCCAAUCCAACUGCAACUCUAUGAGCAGUUUUCUGGGUCGCAUGCUAAAAAAGAGAUUUCUAGUAUGGUAAAAUUGCACGAGUCAGCAGAUACUGAAGGAACUACUGCCUCACCUAAAGCAUCUGCUCAUGUUUUUCAGGCAAUUCAGUAUUUGUUAAAGCUCUGCAGUCAUCCAUUACUUGUUCUUGGUGAUAAGAUGCCUGAAUCACUCCUAUCCCAGCUAUCUGAGUUCUUUCCUUCAAAUGCUAAUGUGAUUUCUGAACUUCGCAAGCCACAUCACUCUCCAAAAUUAGUUGCUCUCCAAGAGAUCCUUGAAGAGUGUGGCAUUGGUGUAGAUACUUCAAGUUUUGAGAAUGUUGGCACUGUUGGGCAGCACAGGGUUCUGAUAUUCGCUCAGCACAAAGGACUUCUUGAUAUCAUUGAGAGGGAUUUAUUUCAUGCUCAUAUGAAAAGUGUCACAUACUUGCGGCUGGAUGGAUCCGUGGAGCCAGAAAAGCGAUUUGAUAUUGUAAAAGCAUUUAAUUCCGAUCCGACCAUUGAUGUCUUAUUGCUCACCACUCAUGUUGGCGGGCUUGGGCUAAAUCUCACGUCUGCUGACACACUCGUCUUUAUGGAACACGACUGGAAUCCAAUGCGAGACCAUCAGGCAAUGGACAGGGCGCAUAGAUUAGGCCAAAAGAAAGUAGUGAAUGUUCAUAGGCUCAUCAUGCGAGGCACCUUGGAAGAGAAAGUCAUGAGUCUCCAAAGGUUCAAGGUUUCAGUUGCCAAUGCAGUCAUUAACUCCGAGAAUGCUAGUAUGAAAACAAUGAACACCGACCAAUUGCUUGAUCUAUUUGCAUCCGCUGAAACCACUUCAAAGGGAACAACUGCCUCAAAGCAUGGAGAUGGUAAGUUUGAUGGAGACCCGAAGCUGAUGGGCACAGGGAAGGGAAUGAAAGCCAUUCUGGGUGGUCUGGAGGAGCUAUGGGAUCAAUCCCAGUACACCGAGGAGUACAACCUGUCUCAAUUCCUGGCAAAGCUCAAUGGCUGAGAAACGAGAAGCCUCUCAAACUCGACUCAACUCAACUCAACUCAACGUGUCUUCUGUACAGUGUAUAUUUUCCCUCCCUGGUUUAGCUAGGAAGCAAAAUUUUGACGUUCUAACUGCUUUUUAGCCCAUUGCCAAAUUUCCUCAUGAAUUUUGGCCGAAAUUAUUUUUGUUGCCAACUCUUAUACGAGCAAGCAGUCAAUGUGGGUAAAGAAAAAAAAGAGAAGGGGGAGAAAAGAGAAGAGGUCCUGGUUUUAUCCGAACAAAAGGCACUAUAAAGUUUCCAGCGAGAAUAGAGUCGCUGAGUAUUUUGUCAUUCAGUCAGGUCAGGUUCCUUCCUCUCACAUAUUGUUCUGUGGUAGUCGAAGAAUCCGCAGCCACAAGCGAAGUCACCCUUGUUUUUGUCUGAGAUCCCGUGUGCUUUAUUUUCCUGGGACUCGUUGGCAACAAGUUAUUGAGGAAUAUUUUGGACCUGGAGUGGAAAGUAUUCAACAGGAGUUGAAUUUGACAUGCAGUUUCUUUGUUGUCAUAGUCAGCCUUUUCUAUUCAUCCUCUAUUCCUCCGAGGAUAUGUUAACAUUUACAUCCACUAUGUUGUUGGAAGACUCAUCAUCAAGGGCGCUGAUUGUACACUUUUGCUGGAUCUAUCCAGCAAUCAAUUAUCAUGUGAAAUUUCCAAACAGUUUGGGUAGCUUGAGGAGGCUUCUCGCACAAUAGCUCCCCCGGUCGAAUGCUAGCUACCUUCAGCCACAUUAGGGUUGUGCAGAGCUAGGAUUUAUCUUGCAACAAUCUAUCCCAAAGUGCUGAUUCUUAUGCAAGCAACGAUACCUGGUUGUGUUGGGUGCAGCUUAGCAAAUCUUGCAGUGUGGUGGGGCUUUUGCUCCAAUGUAAGAUGCAACGCUUGAAGGAGUGGAGAACGAGGGAGUUAGGGUUUUCUUGAAUGACAAUAGGAAUUGGAUACACUGCUGAUAAACAAUAAAUGCAAUUUUGGAUAAACAGAAUUGCCUAAACAGGGAAAAUAUCAGACAACCAGAAAAGAGUGAAAUCUUGCAGUUGUUUGCUCGAAUUCCUUGGUAAUUGUUUCUUAUGAAAGAGACCACUCCAAAUGUUCUUGGCAAGAAUGUAACAGUGAAGCUAUGUAGAGAUUGGUAUACAUGUUUUAAUCUAUACAAAAAGAG
Messenger RNA from Linum tenue, 7633 nucleotides. Lineage: Eukaryota; Viridiplantae; Streptophyta; Magnoliopsida; Malpighiales; Linaceae. The record is from the annotation of a GenBank genome assembly.